This is a messenger RNA of Conger conger (European conger), 3167 nucleotides long. RefSeq names its product butyrophilin subfamily 1 member A1-like. Bases 131 to 1570 code for a protein of 479 amino acids. Gene Ontology annotation, molecular function: protein binding. The transcript is spliced from 10 exons. The record is from RefSeq and is a predicted model, not a curated record. NCBI's taxonomy places the organism in Eukaryota, Metazoa, Chordata, Actinopteri, Anguilliformes, Congridae.
GGAACCCGCUGAAAAGCGAUGUUUCCUGCGACCAUCACUGGUGUGAGAAGCUUUAAGCACGCAAACCUAUCCUGAAGGCAUCUGGCUCCUCUUCUCUCAAAGGGGCUUUUCCUUCUAAGGCUUUGUUCAGAUGGAAAUGAAACCAUGCUUCACACAGUCCAUGCGUUUCCUCCUGCUCCUUGCUUUCCAAACCCUGACUGCUGGGUACAGAGUUGAGACCAUUCCUGGUUUUCUUCAGCCCGUUGUGGGAGCGUGGCAUCGGAAUGUCACCUUGCCCUGCCACAUCGAGCCCCAGCUGUCUGCUGUGGGGCUGCAGGUGAGGUGGUUCAGGGAGGGCUCGGAGCAGCCGGUGCACCUGCACAGGUACGGGCGUGAUGACCCGGCCUUACAGGACGGGGCCUACCAGGGCAGGACCCGGCUGUUUGAGGAAGAGCUCGCCAGCGGGAACGUCUCCCUCAGGCUGAGCGAUCUUCAGCUCUCAGACAGCGGAGUCUACCGCUGCCUUGUGCAGGGGGACCGGUGGGAGGAUGAGAGGAACGUAACGCUGCUCAUCCCAGUGAGUGGCUCCCAGCCCAGAGUAUCUGUGGACAGGACAGGCAGGCCCAGACUGGUGUGCAGGUCGGAGGGCUGGUUCCCCCAGCCUGAGGUCACCUGGAGGGACAAGAGGGGCGGUGUGGCGACGCCUCACACCCGACACAGCCAGGACGAGCAGGGUCUCUACACGGUCAUCAGCGACCUGGAGCUGCAGAGGCAGUCGGACGUGUUCUCCUGCAUGGUCACUGCGGAGGGUCCGGGUGGAGCCUCCAAGCUGCACAUCGCAGAGGAUUUCUACCCCCCCAUGUCUUCAUGGAUGAUGCUUUUCUUCCUCAUGGUGGGAUUCGUUUCCAUCUUCAUCCCAGUGGUGAUAAGAGCCUGGAGAAGACUUAAUGUAAGGUACAAAAAUGCCUGUAAUUCAGUCACUGUUCGCCUUGGGAAAGAAUUGGCGGCCCUAAAACAGCCUAUUAAAUCAGAGUGGAGCUCUAUUCGUGGAUAUGCAGCUACCGUGACCCUCGACCCUUGUACGGCAUACAACAGGCUGGUGCUGUCUGCUGACAGAAAGCAAGUUUACAUGGCUGAGAAGCGGCUGAAGCUCCCGGUGGAUGCGCGGAGGUUUAAACACUUCCCCUAUGUGUUGGGCAAGGAGAGCUUCUCCUCAGGGAGCCACUACUGGGAGGUGGAAGUAGGCCGAAAGCCCUGGUGGUGCGUGGGCGUUUGCAGGAUGUUUGUGAACAGGAGCAGGGAGAUGGAGACGACUCCCAGCCAUGGCUACUGGACUUUGGAGCUGCGCGGCGAGGAGACCUGCAGAGGUGGCGGAGCCUCCUUGCAUGUCAGGAGGAGGCCCCACAAGGUGGGCGUGUACUUGAAUUACGAAGAUGGCCAGGUCUCGUUUUACAACGCAGAGACAACUUCUCUCAUUCACACACUGAGCGACCAUUUCACCGAGGCACUUUGCCCCUUCUUCUGCACUGGUGUGAUUGGUGGAAACAUCCCACUAAUCAUCUGUCCCAUAGAGGCUGGAACAUCACCGUAAACAGCAGACCUGAGUCAAAUACAAAUAUGCAUUUGAAUGUACUGCAUCUACAGAACCUGUGGGGUGGGAUUAUGUUUCAGGAGCGUAUGCAGGUAACUAGCUCUGCAUUGGUGAAGGGGAAGAAGCAAAAGUAGGCCAACAGCAAAGCGACACGACAAGCUGAUAGUAGGACUGCGCGAUAUAGCUAUCGCGGAACAUCGAAUAGUAAUAAUAAAAUCUCUGGCAGGUGCCGGUAGGUUUUGUUACUUCUUUUUGUCUUUAAUCAUACUUGAUAAGCUAACACAUCUCCAAACUUCAGUAAAAUACUCAUGGGAGAGAAAAAACAUUGCUUGCAACAUUGAAGGUUGGUUAAUUCGUUUUGAAAAACGCGCUUAUGUUUUCGCUCUUUGUCCUUUGUCCAUAGUCAUGUUUUUUUCCACAACAUGGAAACAGCAUGGCCCUGCGGCUGUCAUAUCCACAUUGAAAAGAUACGAGUGACGUUUUUCCCCCGGAAGCAUUUAACUUUGGCUUAGAAAAUUGGAUGUGUGCUACCGCAUCAACUAUGAUUAAAUAAAAAAAGAUUUAAAUAAAUCUGCAUGCCGGAGAUAAUUGUUACUGUGCUUACAAAAAAAAAAAAACCCUUAUACCGCGAUGGUUAUAUCUCCCGGCCCUAGCUGAUGGGGCUAGUUCAAAAACAAGACUACAGCAAGGCUGAAAUAUCCUAUAGUAUGCCUUGAUAUACUACCUUGAAAGUAUUUUUUAAAUGUUAAGUAUUUCCCAUUAUUUGAAAUAUACUGCAAAUAAAUGUAACGCAUAAGGACAGGUCACAUAUUUGAUUUGAUAUAAUGUAUUUGAUACAUUUUUUCUAAACUUGUAUAAAUCAAAUACAUAUUUGUAUUUAAUGCCAUAUUUGCAUGAUGAUAAAAAAAACAUUCUGAAAGCCUUCUAAACCAUUAACCAUCUUAAUUACAUUGUAUGGUUCGUCCUGCAACCAGUUGUCCAUUGGUAAUUACUGACCCUUAUUAUGAUAACACUGUGUGUCCAGGUGAAUCUAAGUUUCACUUGCUGUGUACAUAGAAAAUGAAGUACUUGAAUUUCAUGUACAGUUGAACAUGCUCUGACAAAGGCUUUCUGUUUAUUCUCAAAUGUGUCACCAACCUUCUCAAGUGAUGUCAUCACUGAAGACAUGCUACCUAUGCUUGUUUAGAAAAGGACAAAGAGGAGUGCAUUAAAUAUUUUUUAUUUUAUGCAUCCUCUCAAGUUCUUCAGUUAUAUUAUAUCGGCACCCAUACCUUCCACCGACCGCUCAUCCUCUGUCCUGGAGUAACAAGAGUUCCCUUCUUGAUGUGCCUACAUCCUCUGUUGCUGCGUACCUGCGAGUACCUGUUCAGUAUUGGAGGCUGUGUGUUAAGGCCUAACUGGUGUUCCCUUUCUUUUAUUUUAAAGCCUAAUGUUUGUCCAAAGCUGGUUUGUUUAAAUUUACAAUUAAAAGAUCUUGUCUAUUAUAACAUUGUGCUGAUUGUUAUUUUGCAUAUUGGGACACUCAUAGCUAAUGUAUUUACAAAAGUUUGUUGUGGUUCAAUAUACUGGAUGUAUUAUUAUUUUAAUUUUUUUUGGA